CCCUAAACCCCUCCGUCUGGCUUCCUCCUUCUCCAUUCAGAAGCUCUGAGAGAGAGAAAGAGAGAGAGAAGAAGAAGAAGAAGAAGAAGAAGAAGAAGGAUGUCGGAAGAAGACGAAUCAAUGUCGGAGCAGAGUAAUGAAUUAGGACUUGAUUUCAUUCUGAGCUUGGAUAGUGUUCCAUCAAAGCUCCCUCCACACCUCGAACUCAUCAAAUCACGUGUUCUUUGUUCCAACGAUGCUCCUCUCCAUACGGAUACUAUUCAAUAUUCUGGUGCCUUUGCAGCUUUGGGAGUUGAUAAUAGUCAGCGCUUGGAUAGUUUCUGUGAAAACUUCAAGGUUGAAGUGAAGCGCCUUACGGAUAGUGACAUUGAGUUUGAUAUGAUUGGUAUUGAUCCAGCGAUUGCUAAUGCUUUUCGAAGAAUCCUUAUUGCAGAGGUUCCAACAAUGGCUAUUGAAAGAGUAUAUAUAGCAAACAAUACAUCAGUUGUACAGGAUGAAGUUCUUUCCCAUAGAUUGGGCCUCGUUCCAAUUCGUGCUGAUCCUAGGCUAUUUGAAUAUCCAGACAAUGCGGGAGAUGAGAAGAAUGAAAAAAACACCAUUGUCUUUAAGCUACAUGCUCGUUGUCAUGUGGGUCAACCUCGUAUUACUGUGAAAUCAGAUAAACUAAAGUGGUUACCUAAUGGGAGUGAGCUUCCUUGUGAAGAUGCCAAACCAAGUGCAGGUUCAAAACCAAAAACAUUUACAUCAUUUACUUGCAGCCAAGAUUCACUUCCUGAAUUUUCCAGCAACCCAAUCAGUCUUACAUAUUCGGAUAUUAUAUUAGCUAAACUUGGACCUGGUCAGGAAAUUGAACUUGAAGUACAUGCAGUUAAAGGCAUUGGUAGGACACAUGCAAAAUGGUCCCCAGUUGCCACUGCUUGGUAUCGGAUGCUUCCAGAGGUUGUACUCUUGGAAGAUGUUGAGGGUGAGAUUGCUGACGAAUUAAAAAAGAAGUGUCCAGUUAAUGUGUUUGAUAUUGAAGACAUUGGAAAAGGUAGAAGAAGGGCAAAAGUAGCCAGACCGCGGGAGUGCACUUUGUGUAGGGAAUGCAUCAGAGGGGGCAAAGAAUGGGAAGAUCGUGUAUCAUUACGUCGUGUGAAGAAUCAUUUCAUUUUUACCAUUGAAUCAACUGGAGCAUUACCCCCUGAAGUGCUAUUUACUGAAGCUGUGAAGAUUCUGGAAGAUAAAUGUGAACGUGUGAUUACCGAGCUUUCUUGAUUCUUCUUCAUGGCAUGUCUUAAGAUCAAUGAAAUGGAAAGAAAUUGUCCAUGAUCAGUUUUGUUAUUAUUCCAUUUUAUUUUUAGGACAGGUUUUUCUAUAAUGUGAAGGCUCUUUCUUUACUCAUAGUUAAGCUGUGCAUGUCUGCAUAGCCACGAUCUCAUCUGUAUUAUCCAAAUUUAGUAGCUUAAUUUAAUAGAUUUAAUUGCACCUAAAAGCACUUCUUAGAA
Messenger RNA from Cajanus cajan (pigeon pea), 1487 nucleotides. RefSeq names its product RNA polymerase I subunit 43 (gene RPAC43). Gene Ontology annotation, molecular function: protein dimerization activity; DNA binding. Gene Ontology annotation, cellular component: RNA polymerase I complex; RNA polymerase III complex. The record is from RefSeq and is a predicted model, not a curated record. Lineage: Eukaryota; Viridiplantae; Streptophyta; Magnoliopsida; Fabales; Fabaceae. Gene Ontology annotation, biological process: DNA-templated transcription.